Tachysurus fulvidraco (yellow catfish) is the source of this 1174-nucleotide messenger RNA. It is a transcript of the gene brk1, whose product is annotated as BRICK1 subunit of SCAR/WAVE actin nucleating complex. The transcript is spliced from 3 exons. NCBI's taxonomy places the organism in Eukaryota, Metazoa, Chordata, Actinopteri, Siluriformes, Bagridae. Gene Ontology annotation, cellular component: SCAR complex. Gene Ontology annotation, biological process: actin filament organization; cell motility; regulation of actin polymerization or depolymerization. Bases 83 to 310 code for a protein of 75 amino acids. The record is from RefSeq and is a predicted model, not a curated record. Gene Ontology annotation, molecular function: protein-containing complex binding.
GUCUACGGUUGUUUGACGCUAGGAGGCGCGCGUGAGCAACAAGUUUUGACGCCUCGCUAACACACAAGCAGCUGUAGUGAAAAUGGCCGGGCAGGAAGAUCCAGUGCAGCGAGAAAUCCACCAGGAUUGGGCGAAUCGCGAGUAUAUCGAAGUGAUUACGAGCAGCAUCAAGAAAAUAGCCGACUUCCUUAACUCGUUUGAUAUGUCCUGCAGGUCCCGUUUAGCCACACUGAACGAGAAGCUCACUGCUCUGGAGAGAAGGAUCGAGUACAUCGAGGCCAGAGUUACAAAAGGGGAAACGCUGACCUAACCUCCCUGAUGCUGAGGACGAGACAAAAUGGCCACACUUCUUCUUUUUCUUUUUUCCUCCCCUUUCUCGUGUACUGAUUCACCUUAAAGACCCAAGCGACUGUUUUUCAACCAGACUCUUAAAGCCCCAGUUAGGAACUGUGAUACACACCUUUGGGUAUCAAAAAAGGAAAAGUAAAAAGCUCUAGGUAUUUGUACGGUUCAAAAGGUUCAGGUCCGGCUGUAGCAGUUCCUCACUGCGGCUUUAACACGUGGGACCAUGAUUCAUCUGUGACCAUUUUAAUUUCCCACAAUGUUCUGCCUCAAUCUGAAACAGAUGUUAUGUGGGUGCUUUAUUUUGUUUUUUGUUUUUUUGUUACUGUCUCUGUGGUGCUUGCACUUCAUCGUAUCCUGAGUAGAAUCGGUCAGAUAUCAUUAUUAACUGGAUAAUUCAGACACUAACCAUAAAAAUCUGAUAAAACGAGAGAACAAGCGAGAGUGUUCGACGUGGGGGGGGGGGUGUCGGGAGGAGAAGGAGUAUUUCAAAAUGGUUUUUUUUUUUCCUUUUCUUUUUUUUUCUAAAACAAAAAGUAGAAUUUGUUCACUCUACACCGUGUGUGUGUGUGUGUGUGACCAGUUUCUGUAUAUAUUUUGUAAGUGUUGGGAUGCAAAAGCCUGCGUUUGAAGAAACACCUUUGCCCUGUGAUGGUUUCUCACGCAAUAGCACAUCUUCACACAGCGAGCGUGAGGACCGAGAGGCCGGAAGAGUUACCGAAGUGCCAAUUUUGAUCGUGCGGAAGUUGUCAGCGGCCUCCCGUGUUUUAAUGCUCAUUCUUCAAUGUAUUGUGGUUAUAAUAAUAGUAAUAAACAUGUUACAUAACUCUUA